UACCAACUCACAGAACCCUCCGUCCCAUAUAAUCCACGCAAAACCCCUUCCUUUUUUCACCGUAACACCCGUACGCAACGACGAUCGAUCGCCAUCUUGCCGACUUGCCGUGAUCGAUCGCAUCGCAUCGCGCCGCACCAUGACGGUCCCGGUGUCGCUCCUCGUCUCGUCGGGUCUCUGCGUCGGCGUGUCGGCGUGCGUGCCCACGGGCCUCGCGUUCCACGCCUCCUUCGCGCUCUCCCUCGUCUACCUCGUGCGCGUCCUGUCGCCGGAGCUCGUCGACGGCUUCUUCGGCCUGGUGGACGCCGUCGUGCAGGAAGACCUGCGCAACGCCCGCGCCUUCUUCAGAGAUGACCCCUUGAUCGCGCCCAUCUACGCCUGCGCCGAGGAGCAAGCGCGCCGCGCCCACGCGUUUGCCGCGGAGGCGAUCGAUGGCCUGGAGAGGAAGGCGAGGGCGCAGCUGAGCAGCCUGAUGGAGGCGGCGGUCGCGGCGUUCCUUUGGCUCCGUCUGGCCGCCGGAGUAACCAAUCUUCUGGCGACCGUCCUGAUCACCGCUGCGCUCAACGAAGCGAAAAGCCGAGCGCCGUCGGUCCUGAGGUGGAGGGGCGUGAAGGGGUUCAGACCGCCGCCGAGAGAGGAGGCGGAGGCGGUGGCGGCGGCGGCGAACUCCCGCACCAGUCGUGGCACCACGGUGCUCGUCGCAUGGAUCUCGGCGAUCGUCGCGUACUGCACGCUAGUGUUCACCAUCAACGGCAUCUGCAACGGCAUCACGUCGUUCGCGAUGUGCUUCCCAUGCUUCGCCGCGCUCUGCGGCUUUGCGCUCAUGGAGGCCGAGAGGGUUUACCUGUGGGACUCGUACGUCAUCGAUACCAGGGGCGGCGGCAGCAACACGGCCAAUCCAAGACGGCGAGCCGGCAAUGCCGCGGGUGGAGCAAUCACGGAGAAGGACAUGCGGGACGCGUGGGAGUGCCUCUGGUUCGUCAUCAUCAUGAUGCACUGCAUCGACGCCUGCUUCCUCGGCCUCAUGCUGGGGAAGCGGCCGUUUGUGCUCGCGUCCCUGGCCAUCUACAACGUCGCCGCCCUUGCGUCUGCCCGGAAGGCUUACCUGACGACGGACGAAGGCGAGGACGCCGACGGAGCGCACGUGAACGUGAACAAGUGGCACAACGCCGCCAUGACGGUGUUGGCAAUAGACGUCGCCAAGGUCGUUGCCACCUACGUCGUGCUCGACUUUUACCUGGGUGCGCUGUUGUUCGUGUCUCUCGGUGCCAAGGCGGUGUUCUUGCUGGACAGGGCGAUUUACUUGUCGGAUGAGGGUGCCUCGGGGGACGACGACAGCAAUCUUGAGGGUGCUGGCCUAGCCGGGGAAGUCGCCGGAGAAACGGAAGGUUCUGACGACGAUACUCAGGAGGUUGCUGAUCUGGCUGGGGAUGUUGCCGGAGAUGCCGAAGGUUCUGACGACAUUGGUGCAGAGAAUUCGAGUGACAUCGCUGUUUCCGAACAUGAAGAGGAAGAAGACUCGGCCACCGAGAAGCACUCCGAUGUAUCGGAUUCAGAGGAGCAGCGUCGUGCAGAAUCAGACUACAGCAGCAGCAGCGUGGACGACUGGACUUUCGUAGGCGCCGACCCUAUGAUGCCUACCAAUGUUAACGGUGGCGCCAACCGGAGGUUCGGGUUUUUGCCGUAGGACGUGCCUAGGGUGUGAUUCAGUGAUUCACUAAGCAUCUGCGAAGAGUUCUGAGUUUAGUUUAUUCCUUUGACUAAUAUAUUGAGAAUUUUGUAUUAUAGAAAUUUUAGCAAUUUCUAUUACAGAUGAUUUUUAAUAUAAGAAAACAUCGAAAUCUUCUCGUGGA
Molecule: messenger RNA, 1853 nt
Organism: Triticum aestivum (bread wheat)
Lineage: Eukaryota; Viridiplantae; Streptophyta; Magnoliopsida; Poales; Poaceae
Exons: 1
Coding region: 140-1687 (515 amino acids)
Source: RefSeq, a predicted model, not a curated record